AAUGCCAGAGAAAUGUCGCGGUUAAACCCACAUACUGUGCCUUCUAUGGAGGUUGAUAGGCCUGAACUUUUGAUGAUUGGAAUGGAUGUAAGAACCCUUUUCAUGUCGAAUAGUGUGUUGUUAGAGAAGCCUUUUGGGGCUAGGAAAAUUACACUUUUGAACCCUGUUUGGAUUCAUUCUAAGGUGUCUGGGAAGCCCUUUUACGCAAUUUUGCAUAGGAUUGAUGUGGGGAUUGUUAUUGAUCUGGAACCUGCUAGGAUUGAGGACCCGGCGUUGUCGAUUGCUGGGGCGGUUCAGUCUCAUAAGCUUGCUGUGAGGGCAGUUUCACAUUUCCAGUUUUUGCCUGGUGGUGAUGUUAAGAUUUUUUGCGAUACUGUGGUUGAGAGUGUGAGGCAGAUCUGGCCUCCCUGAAACCACCUCCAGAACUACCACCCCAAAACUGUAAACAUCUGAC
This is a messenger RNA of Spinacia oleracea (spinach), 454 nucleotides long. Its product is annotated as phytochrome B-like. The transcript has a single exon. NCBI's taxonomy places the organism in Eukaryota, Viridiplantae, Streptophyta, Magnoliopsida, Caryophyllales, Amaranthaceae. Gene Ontology annotation, biological process: regulation of DNA-templated transcription. The annotation marks the transcript as partial. The record is from RefSeq and is a predicted model, not a curated record.